AAUUAGUGAAUUGUCCUGAUAACAGGAAAGGAGGGCUGUUUUAAUCAUAUCAGGAGGUUGCUGCAAACUGAUGUGGUUUUAACACAAGUCGAAUAUGAUUUGCUAGUUCAUGAUGGUCAGCCAGAGGGAUGAAUAACAAAACUUUAAAUCACCUAAUUCUAAACAUCAGUAGCCUCGCUGCAGCUUCUCAUUACAGAUGUAUGGCAACACCACUCGCACUAUUCGAGGGGGUGCGCGCUACCCGUGCUUCGUUGGCUGUAAUAACUAGGCUACCAUGACCAAUGACUUCUGACAUUUGAAGAGGGUCUCUCAGCUUGCUCACUGAAUAGUAGUCUUUAAAAGAAAUGUGCUUGAUGACCCAUUAAUUUAUUGGAUCUACAGGCUCACUAAUUAUGCCAAGUCGCUCCCAUUUUCAUUGUAGUUUCGAGUAUUAUUUCCAGGUCAAAAUUUCAGUUUCCUGUGUGGCUUGUUUGUAGGCUUCUAAAAAUGGCCGGUGAUGGAGGCGCUCUGAAGGAUAUCAAUGAGAUUAAAUCCCAGUUCAGGACUAGAGAGGGUUUUUACAAACUACUGACCCUCUCGGAUUCACAACAACGAGGCGGACUACCUCGGGGUCUGUCCGCAGGUACCACGGUGGGCCCCGGGGGUGGACCGGGUUCGAUACCCGGUGGUGGUGUAGGUGUGGUGCAGGGGCCCGGAGCUGCCUCCAGCAAUGCCGCAGCCAACUCCUCUCCGGCGGGAUUCCUCCCUCCUGUCAGGGUCUCCAUGGUGAAGCUUCAGCCGGAGGACCCAAGCGAAGAAUCCGAGAGAGUGUGUUUUAACAUCGGAAGAGAGCUUUAUUUCUACACCUACACAAAUAUAAAGAAAGCUGUGGACCUCAGUAAACCCAUAGACAAGCGUAUCUACAAGGGCACCCAGCCCACCUGCCAUGACUUCAACCAGUACUCUGCCACAGCAGAUAGUGUGGCCCUCAUUGUGGGCUUUUCAGCAGGCCAGGUUCAAUACCUGGACCCCAUUAAGAAGGAGACAAGCAAGCUCUUCAAUGAGGAGAGGAUGAUAGACAAGUCCAAGGUAACCUGUCUGAAAUGGCUGCCCAAGUCAGAGAAUCUGUUCCUGGCCUCAUACGCCAGUGGUCACCUCUACCUCUACAACGUGGAGCACCCGUGUGGCACCGCCGCCCCGCAGUAUUCCCUGCUCCGCCAGGGCGAAGGCUUUGCCGUCUACGCCUGCAAGACGAAGACGCCCCGAAACCCGCUGCUGCGCUGGGCCGUAGGAAACGGAGGCCUUAAUGAGUUUGCCUUCUCGCCGGACGGUGUGCAUGUGGCAUGCGUGGGCCAGGACGGCUGCCUGCGUGUCUUCCACUUUGACUCCAUGGAGCUGCAGGGCGUGAUGAAGAGCUACUUUGGCGGCCUGCUGUGCGUCUCCUGGAGUCCCGACGGCAAAUACCUGGCCACGGGCGGCGAGGACGACCUGGUGACGGUGUGGUCGUUUACGGAGAGCCGUGUGGUGGCCCGGGGACACGGCCAUAAGUCCUGGGUGAAUGUGGUGGCCUUUGACCCCUUCACCACCAGCCUGGGGGACGAGGAGCCCAUGGAGUUGAGUGGCAGCGAGGAGGACCUACAGCAGGGGCCGCUGCACUUUGGCCGCGUGCGCACCAGCAGCACGCUGUCACGCCUCUCCCGCCACAGCUCCAAGGGCGGUUCGCCCUCCGUCACCUACCGCUUCGGCUCGGUGGGCCAGGACACCCAGUUCUGCCUGUGGGACCUGACGGAUGACGUGCUGUACCCACGGCUGCCUUUGUCCCGUGCCCUCACCAACACCUUCGGUCCCACCAUCCCCUCCUCUGUCAGCGGCACCAUCAACAACACUACAGGCGGAGGGAGUGGAGGGGUCGUAGGCGGGGUAGAGGGCCACCACCACCCCACCACUAACCCCCACCAGCCCCCCACCAUGCCCCUGCCACUCCCCCGCUCCCUGUCGCGCUCCAACUCCCUCCCGCACCCCGCCGUGGCCAAUGUCUCUAAGGGCCAGAGCACAACAGAGGGCGGGGGAGGGAGCGGAGGGGGCAACACCACCCCCUUCAGUAUCGGCCGCUUCGCCACGCUCUCUCUGCAGGAGCGGAAGUCGGACAAGUCUGGAGGGAGCGGGGUGGGCGGGGAGAAGGAGCACAAGCGCUACCAUAGUCUGGGAAACAUCAGCAAGAGCAACGACAAGAUCAACGUAGCGCCACGCAGCAGUCGCCUGGACGCCGCCAAGGUCCUAGGCACCACCCUGUGUCCGCGGAUGCACGAGGUGCCCCUGCUGGAGCCCCUGGUGUGUAAGAAGAUCGCCCACGAGAGACUGACCGUGCUGGUGUUCAUGGACGACUGCAUCAUCACCGCGUGCCAGGAGGGCCUCAUCUGCACCUGGGCACGGCCUGGUAAAGUGAACUUGACAGCACAGAACGGGAACUCUCCCAGUGGCACGGUAGUAUAGCUGGAAGUGGAACUUUGCACUCCCUCCUCCCCCACCAAACCCCCAUCAUGGCUGAAGAGGAGCCAGCAUCUGCACCCAAUCAUCACAGUAUUGCACCCCUGAUGUACCCCCUUGCCUCUCACCACUUCUCUUUAGAAAGACUACAAAGCAAAAUGUGGACCGUCCCUCUUUUCCCAGAAGCAUAGAGAAGGCAGACUCCUCUCCACCCUGCUAACACUACAAAAGUCAGUCAUUUUAUUUAUUUAUUUUACCUUAUCACAAGACUGAAGUAAUUUAUAUUGUAAAUAAUUAUACAAAUACUCUAUAAAUUCAGAUGAUAAAGAGUAUUGAAAUAAUGACUCAAGCGAGUGAGAAAAAUAAAAUAUUACUAUAUGUAGAUCCUAUAUUGUACAUAGCGACACAGUUAACAUUGAAUGUCUGCAGUUAGGGACCUGAAGAUGUAGUGUUUUUGUGUGAUAGAGGUCCCUGAUUUGUCGUGUCCCUUGAAGCAAACUGGUUUGGUUUGUCAAUAAAGAUGGACACAUUUAGGGUCUUCGGCAUCAAAGACUUGACCCUCGUGCAGUACAGAGAGCAAUCUUCCUAUGGCUGCUACUGGACUCUUCAGCUGAGACUGUCUGCUCCCAGGUAUUCUUGUUCCUAACAUGACAGCACAGAGUGACACACUGUACACAAGUCUGCUUUCAAUCAGUGUAGCUUCCAAUAGGCUCCAUUCCACUCACACCUGCAAUGCCUCUUGCAAGAUUUUGCACAUUCGACAGUCAUAAUUUUAGCCCACAGAAGGAAACUAGAGGCAGUUUGUCUUGUUGUGAUUUCUCUUUUGUGUUAUGUUAAUUUAUUUCAAGUUAUUUCAAGCUACUGAUUCUAACUGGACUGUAUUAUUUGUGGAUUCUCUGUACGUGAUAUCCAUGAUAUUCUACCAAACUGUGGGCCUUGCAUCAAACCAUUGUUUUACCUAGAAAUGAUUUUGUGUGGGUUGAGGUUAGGUGUGCUGAAAGGCAUGUGACAACAAAUGAGUCAAACCUACUAGUGUGACACCAGACUAGAAAUUCUGGUGGACCAACAACAAAAAAUGUAUGGAGAAGAAGUGACUGUUUUUUAAAGAUCUGUCCAGAUAAGAACACUUGGUAACAGAAACGUUUACUCUGGCAAGUUCAAGGGCCUACCAUCUUAUUAGUGUAUGUCCUAAUAACAGUUGUCAAAUAGCAAAAGGUGACACUAAAACCAAGACUCAAAUCAUUUAAUGUACACUGAAGACUACCAACUGACUGAAUGCCUUGUUCAAUACCGCAAGACAAUGGGAACUAACCAUUUUAUGCCAAGGGAAGAAAAUCCAUUCCAUUCACUUUUUGACUGUUUACAGCAAACCAUAGCAUGUAAUGUUUAAUUCAGUGUGCAUUAUACAUAUGCCUGAGGUGAUGAAGUUAGUGGCAAAUGAUAUCACAGUAUCAAGUUUGUAUAUGGAGAUCUGUUAAUAAAAUUCUAAACCCAAAUCCUACCUGUUAUUCUCAGGCUAUCUCCAUCUUAUUGAUUUGCAAUAGGAAUAUCUAAAUCUAAUUCAGUUUGUUGUUAUAAAUACUCCAGGUUAAUUAUCACGAGGUUUAUCUUGUCGUCCAAGAUCUAUUCACUUGUUACCAAAGUUUAAAGUUUUAUUUUCCAUGACUUUGAUAAAUGUGAAGAUUUAUGUUUCUUGAACAUUGAAACCAUGUUGUGAUUUUCAUUAUCUCCGGCACCCAGAACAUUUCACUUGUGCUGGCCAGCUACUCAAUGUAUUUGUUAAAUCUUGCAUGAGAGACUGGUUUUCAAAACAUGCCAGAGAAUGGUAUCUGGUAGGGAAAUAUUACAUUUAAAGAAAGAGCAAUAAUGUAACAUGUUUGAGUUUUCUUGUAAGUGUAGACGGCACUGAGUUUUAUUUCACUGGGCUAUAACGAACACAUUUUUCACCAACAGGUUUCUGCGCCAGUGCACCAAACAAUCUAUAUGCAAAGUAUAGUCCUGCAUACCGAUUACCGACUUUGGGCGCUUCAAAAUCAUGGUUUGCGUGGUUUGCGUUUACAACACCACAAUCAAAUCGACUACUGUAUGUCAAUCUCGACAAAGACUAAAUACAUCCUUCCCUACCUUCUACCAAGUAUCGAAGGCUUGGCUUGACAAUAUCCGAAUGUUAUUAAACCUUUAGGUGUUUUGUAGCGGAUAUCUCUUUCCAUUCGUCAGUUUGAAAGCUGGAAUUAUAUUGGAGUGGCGAACGUGUGUGCAAGUAGCCUACAGGAGACUUCUGAAGUGGCCUAAUCAGAUGAAAACAUUCGCACUGGGCACACAUUUAAAUGUGGAGAAUUGGGUAAUAACUUAAAGAACACACAACACUGAAUUUAGUAAUAUUUGGCAGAAACGUUGAUCGAUCAUAUUCCAACCUAUUUUCACCCACUCAAAAAGACAGCAAAAAGUUUGUUGAAUUCCCAAUGCGUUAUCACUCUGCUUUCAACCAUAUAAAAGCACAACUAAUGGAAAGUCAAUGUCGAAAAUGUUUAUUUAAGUACAACUAACUGUUUAAUCACUGUUCUUGAUCUAAUAGCACAACCAAAUGACCUGGAUUGCAAUUAGUUGAGAUGACAUUAAAGUACAUGGUGCUAGUGAUCAAUGCCGUUUGAGAUUCUGUGCAGAUUAUUAUAGCAAUUGUGAAAAUUUCCACAGACCUGCAACCCUGAAC
Oncorhynchus gorbuscha (pink salmon) is the source of this 5176-nucleotide messenger RNA. Its product is annotated as WD repeat-containing protein 20-like. Lineage: Eukaryota; Metazoa; Chordata; Actinopteri; Salmoniformes; Salmonidae. The coding region runs from base 487 to 2472 and encodes 661 amino acids. The transcript has 4 exons. Gene Ontology annotation, molecular function: protein binding. The record is from RefSeq and is a predicted model, not a curated record.